Molecule: messenger RNA, 1641 nt
Organism: Hirsutella rhossiliensis
Lineage: Eukaryota; Fungi; Ascomycota; Sordariomycetes; Hypocreales; Ophiocordycipitaceae
Exons: 1
Coding region: 1-1641 (546 amino acids)
Source: RefSeq, a predicted model, not a curated record
AUGAAGCUCAGCGUCCUUGCCGUGGCCGUGAGCCUGGCGGGCACCGGAUCCGCCGCUCCUUCGAGGUCGGAGCCGUCUAGCGACCAGGCUCGGAAUCUCGAGGCCCGAGACGCCGACACCAUCGGACCCAUCAUCGACAAGUUUCACGAUCUCUUAUUCGGCGGCAAGAAAGGAAGAGGCGGCGGCGGAGGCGGCGGCGAAGAUGAGGGUGACGGUGGCGGUUACGGUGAGGACGAAGAGGAUGGCGGAGGAGGCGGAGGCGGAGGUGGCGGCGGCGCUGGCUCCUGCAGCUGCUGUUGCCCGACGUCGAGCAACAAGCAGCGACGCAGCAACGACUUCGACGUCUUGAUGGACGGUUACAAGAACAACGUCCUCAACAAGCGAGAUGGCCAGCAAAUGGGCCCGCUCGUUGAGCUUGUCAAGAGGACCUUUGGCGGCUUCUUCGCCAACGACGAGGCGUCUACCAACCAGCCCCAAAGCCUCAAGGCUCGAGACGCCGAUACCAUUGGACCAAUCAUUGACAAGUUCCGUGAUCUCUUCGGUGGAGGCAAUAAGGGAGGCGGUGGUGGCGGCGGCGGCAGAGGUGGGGGGGGUCGAGGUCGAGGCGGCGGCGGCGGCGGCGGCGUAGACCGAACCCCGAGCGGCUGCUGCAAGUGCUGCGACAUCGACUUUGACGACGUCGAGAGGACCGCUUCCCGCUUCGAUCUCGACAUGGUCAGUGAAGGGCAGAUGGCGGAGCUGCUCAACUACGUCAAGGACAACGUCAAGGCCCCUCACCAGAACCGUCUCGUCACGCGCGACGGCACAACCAUUGGGCCCAUCAUUGAUAAGCUCCACGAGCUCUUUGGUGGCGGCAAGGGAGGUCACCAAGGCGGAGGUGGCGGUGAGGGCGGCGAUGGGAGCGGCGAUGGGGGCGACGAUGGGGGUGAAGGUGAGGGCAACGACGAAGGCGAAGGCAAGGGUCGCGGCAAGGGUCGCGGCAAGGGUCACGGUGUCUGCAAGCCCCUCUGCUCCGGCUUUGCCCGCCGCGACACGACCCUGGCCGGCCUCGCCGCCGCCGGCCAAGGCAUGUCCCUGGCCAACAGCACCGAGGCCGGGUCGCAGAACCUCGCCCCGGCCAAGGCUCUCUUCACCGACAUGCUGCAACACCUGCAGGCCAAGGGCCGCUGCGUCGUUCCUUGCCGGCCCACCAGUCGACCGACAGAGCCCACUUGUGUUCCUCGCCCCCCCGGCCCUGGUGGCCGUCACGGCGGCUCUGGCCCUCAUGUCAGCCCUGACGGCGUCAAGUAUUGUCCUGAGAGGCCUACUAAUUCGCACACUGCCCCACAUCAUACUACCGAUACUGGCUCUGGCAGCCGUCCUAACGGCUAUGGCUCUGAUGGCUCCGGCGGCUCCGGCGGCUACGGUGGCAUUGCGGGCUCCGGCGGCUCCCACGGCUCUGGUGGCUCCGGCGGCUCUGGUGGCUCUGGCGGCUCCGGUGGCUCGGGCGGCUCCCAUGGUUCUGGCGGCUCCCAUGGCUCCCAUGGCUCUGGCGGCUCUGGCGGCUCUGGCGGCUACACCCACUCCGAGGGCCAUCCCACCAGCUCCACCUACUCCCAGAGUCUUCCCACCAACUCUGGUACUAUAAGAACUUAUCACUAG